CUGAAUUCAUGACAUGGAAACCAAAAUCAUCUACUUCACGGUGAACGGAAAACCGGAGCAAGCCGAGUUCCCGGUGGAUUGUCCUGCACAGGAUGUCAAAGAUCUGUUCCGAGCUGCAGCCGAGGCCGGACCCCACGACAUCCUGAAGCUGUACAACCCCAAAGGCAGCAUCAUCAACAUCUCCCAGAACCUGGAGCCCAACACCUCCAGCUCAUGCUACAAGCUGGAGGUGGUGGCUGCAGACUGCAACACCAACUUGGAACUUUGCACAACCUCAUUGAUGCUGUGUGAUGUCAGGCUGCAGGGCCUGGAGAAGAAGAUCCUGAUCGAGGCCGGUGAGACUCCUGCAGUCGUGUAUGAGAUGAAGAAACAGGUGGAUUCAUUCAGGGAGAAACUAGAGAGUGUGGAGCACCUGAGCUGGCUGGGACUGUUUAAAGACCUUUCAGAGGGAACGCACAAACCCUCCCCGUUCUACCACAAGAGAUCUCUGCAUAAAACCAGGAAAGAGUGUGAGCAUGUCCGGGAAAAGUUUCUUCAAAUGAGCUCCCUGGAGGUAUCCGAGGAAGUGAGGCAGUAUUUAAAGACUCCAACCUUUGACAACUGGCAGUGGGAGGAUGCAGAGAUCAUGGUGCUCCUGCAGGUCAUGUACACAGAUUUAGAUUUCAUAGCCACGUUCAACAUCGAGCCCGAAGUGCUGCAACAGUUCCUGUUCGAAGUUUAUCGACGAUACAACAACAUCCCUUUCCACAACUUCAAGCACUGCUUCUGUGUAACCCAGAUGAUGUAUGGUUUGAUCUGGCUGACUGACCUGAGGAGCGAGAUGGACAGCAUCGACCUACUCAUCAUGUUGACCUCUGCCGUCUGCCACGACCUUGACCACACAGGAUACAACAACGCCUAUCAGAUAAAUGCUCGGACCGAACUCGCUCUCCGCUACAACGACAUCUCUCCCCUGGAGAACCACCACUGUGCUGUGGCGUUUGAGAUACUGGAGAAGUCAGAGAGCAACAUCUUCAGGAACGUCUCCAUGGAUCAAUACAAGCGGAUAAGAGAAGGCAUCAUCAAAUGCAUUCUGGCCACUGACAUGACGAGACACAACGAGAUCCUCAACAAGUUCAAGUCCAUCCUGCCAGUUUUUGACUUCACUAACAAGGACCACAGAGACGUGCUGAUGAUGAUCCUGAUCAAAGUCAGCGACAUAUCCAAUGAGGCGCGGCCUAUGGAGGUGGCUGAGCCCUGGCUGGACUGUCUCCUGCAGGAAUUCUACAACCAGAGUGACAUGGAGAAGCUGGAGGGUCUCCCAGUCACCCCCUUCAUGGAUCGGGACAAAGUGACCAAACCUUCAUCUCAAACAGGCUUCAUCAGAUUUGUGCUGCUGCCUCUCUUCAUCGAGCUGGCAAACCUCUUCCCCUGCCUCGAGCAACACAUCAUCAACCCGGUGAGGAAGGCUCUGGAUUACUACACAGAGAUGGAGAAAGCCCUGGAGAGAGAGAAACAGAACCGCGCUCAGAGCGAGAAUACAGCCAAGAGUAAGGAGACGUCUGUGGGCUCACAGAGCAGAGCCAACAGCCUGACUGAUGAUCGACCUGAGGCCUCCAAAGCAGACACACUGUGAACAGAUAUAGUUUAAAUAGUAAGAACUGAGCUGGGCACCAUUAUACAACGAUUACUAUUUUAAAGUUUUGAUUUAUUGACGUAUUUGAACCACAUAAAUCUGUACUUUAAGGAGUAUAUUUAAUAUGAUCACUGCUGUCUCAGUUGGAUUUGUGCACGCAGUAACAAAUGAAUAAAACAAGAUAAUAAAAACAAAAAAAGACAAAAGCAACAGUGUCUGAAAAAGAGUAGGAAGAAGUUAAACUUAUACACCCCUACCCCUCUCUCACAUUUCUUCUAUUAGUUCAUAAAUGAUUCCGACAAAUGCUCACAAUUAUUUACAAUAUCAACAAACGUAUCCUCAGUUUGUUUGCACCUAAAACAAAUAAAUAAAUAACAAUCCCAUAGGAUUACAACUAAAACAACUUUUCCUCUUGAAAAAAUCGUUUUUUGAAUUGAUUAAUAUUUGUGUUUUGUUUCAGCUCCUCACCUCGUACCGACAUACCCUCUCUGUCAAAAAAUAUUCUUUAUGAAUGUCGCCUGUAACUGAAUUAUUUCUUGCUUUAAACAAGAUUAUUGCAAUUUUCAAUUUGACCAGAUCGAUACAUUUCAGAGCAUGUGACUUUAAAAACAGUGUGUUAGUGUGUUCCCUAAACCCCACACUGUGUACUAUCCUGAUCGCUCUCUUUUGAAGUAUGCAUAAUGAUUGUAAGAUGAUGACGUGUUAAUAAUUGUAAUGUGAGGAGAGAUGAAACCUAACUUGAACUUUAUGACUCAUUUGAUACACAAAUACCAUCAAUAAGUGCUUUUGAAAUUUAACAAUCUUGUACGGCAGAUACAAUCAUUUCUGAUUUAUAAAUGUUUCAUUUGUGGAUGUGAAGUUUUGCACAAAUUUGUCGAUAUAAUGUUUCAACGUCUUGCUGGAUUUAUUUAUUUGAAUUUGUCAGUUCUGUGAGUGCUGGAGUUGUUUUGUUAAAAUCAAAUUAUUGUUUGAUUGCAAUCUUAAACGCAUGAAUCACCUUCCAUGAAUCGUUUGCUGCUUUUUGCUAUAGUAUGUAAAAUGUAGUAUUAGAAACCACAUUUUAAAGUUGUAUUUUAGGAUUGACAGUGUUCGGUGUCAACAGGUGUAGGAUGGACUUCUAGCCUGUAGGUGUCACUAUAGGACCUGUAACGGUGGUUACGUGUGCCUUUCAUUACUGUCAAUAUCAGUGUUGAAAUGUUUCCAUCAAUCAUGAGUGAAUGACGACAACACAGAGGAAACACGCUGUGGAAAGACUGCGACACGUUUCAUGUUUCAUGACUCUGAACAGCUGAUCAGUCCUGAGCUGCUGUUUUAGGGCUCACCACAAACCUGCACUUCCUAGUUAAUCAUAGUAUAUAUCAAGAAUUAAAUAGAAGAAUUGAAACAUAUCAAACAUCACUAGGAAAAUAAAUGUCAUCAAUUGGGAUGUUUGACAGUCGUAUCCAUGGCGACAACAUGCAGUGAUGGUUAUUUAUUUAGGUUACAAACAAAACACUAACAUAGAUUUUUAUCUCACCUGUUGGAUUGAUUUUACUUGAUCACACUAAAGUAUUUACAUCGACAUGUCAUUGUUGGUUGUUGGGUUUUUAGCCUAUAGGUAUAGGCUUAAAUAUAGGUCUACCUGUUUUUUAAGUUUAAUUUACAGUCUUGUGUCAUUGACCAAAAUGUAGUAACUUAUUUUAUUUGAUC
Molecule: messenger RNA, 3304 nt
Organism: Labrus bergylta (ballan wrasse)
Lineage: Eukaryota; Metazoa; Chordata; Actinopteri; Labriformes; Labridae
Source: RefSeq, a predicted model, not a curated record